UUUUACAGUUGAGAAAAACAGGAGGUAAAGAGAGGAAGGAAUCUGCUUUAGGAAGCAGCUCUGGAAAGCAGAACACAGUUUCCUGCUCCCGCUCUCUCUCCACUACUCUCCCUUUAAAAAAUAUACUUUCUUCUAUGGCCAAUUAAACAUUCAUUACCAACCUGCGAUUCCCUUAGGACUUUAAAAGGAGGGUUGUUCAGGGGUGACAACAAUCUUCUGUCUGUUAUACGUGUCCAUGUAGGCAAAAACUUUCCCAAAUUCAACCCCAGUCUAGGUCCCAAAAACUAACUACAGAGUGCAGGGAAACCAGACAGCUACAGUUCACACCAGGAACCUCCUCUCCUAGCUCACGUUUCUACCCGAGCCCGCGGAGGAACAGACCGGAAGUGGCGCGCAGCCUCCCAGCGGAGGGAACCGCCUAUGCCGCCGUCGCGCUGGCCGGAAGACGGGGGUGCAACCCUUUGAAGUGUCCCCUCCUACUUCUUGCUGCCUCACGGUUGCUGUUGCAGACCCAGGAGUCUCUGAAGGCUUCCGCGGCUUUGGGGCCGGUUGUGAGAUGCCAGGCAGAGGCCGCUGCCCCGACUGCGGCUCCACGGAGCUGGUGGAAGACUCGCACUAUUCGCAGAGCCAGCUGGUGUGCUCCGACUGCGGCUGCGUGGUCACCGAGGGGGUCCUUACCACUACCUUCAGCGACGAGGGCAAUCUCCGAGAGGUAACAUAUUCCCGAAGCACAGGGGAAAACGAACAAGUUAGUCGCAGCCAGCAACGAGGUCUCCGGCGAGUGAGAGACCUUUGUCGAGUUCUGCAGUUGCCACCAACAUUUGAGGAUACCGCAGUUGCCUACUACCAACAGGCAUAUCGGCACUCUGGCAUCCGAGCGGCCAGGCUGCAAAAGAAGGAGGUGUUGGUUGGGUGCUGCGUCUUAAUCACCUGCCGACAGCAUAACUGGCCCCUAACAAUGGGGGCCAUCUGCACGCUGUUGUAUGCAGAUUUGGAUGUGUUUUCUAGCACUUACAUGCAGAUAGUGAAGCUCCUGGGACUGGAUGUGCCAUCUCUGUGCUUGGCAGAACUGGUGAAGACCUAUUGCAGCAGCUUCAAACUGUUCCAAGCUUCACCUUCUGUGCCAGCCAAAUACGUGGAAGACAAAGAGAAGAUGCUGUCUCGAACAAUGCAGUUGGUGGAGCUGGCAAAUGAGACGUGGCUGGUGACCGGGAGGCAUCCCUUGCCCGUCAUCACUGCUGCGACUUUCCUGGCUUGGCAGUCGCUGCAGCCUGCAGAUCGGCUUUCAUGUUCCCUUGCCCGAUUUUGUAAAUUGGCAAAUGUGGACCUGCCCUACCCCGCGUCCUCCCGCCUGCAGGAGCUGCUGGCUGUGCUGCUGCGGAUGGCUGAGCAGCUGGCCUGGUUACGAGUUCUGAGACUUGACAAACGGUCUGUGGUGAAGCACAUCGGUGACCUUCUCCAGCACCGCCAGUCACUGGUCCGCUCGGCCUUUCGGGAUGGGACAGCAGAAGUGGAGACCCGAGAGAAGGAGCCACCGGGGUGGGGACAGGGGCAGGGAGAAGGGGAGGUGGGAAAUAAUUCCUUAGGUUUACCCCAGGGGAAGCGGCCAGCCAGUCCUGCCCUUCUCUUGCCACCCUGCAUGUUGAAGUCCCCGAAGCGGAUCUGCCCUGUACCCCCUGUCUCCACUGUCACUGGAGAUGAGAACAUUUCUGAUAGUGAAAUAGAACAGUAUUUGCGUACCCCUCAGGAAGUUAGGGACUUUCAGAGAGCCCAGGCUGCUAGACAGGCUGCCACGAGUGUCCCUAACCCUCCCUGAUGGAUAUCCACUGGGAGCACUUCAUCCUAUUCUGACAGCUUGAUAACAUUCCUGUUAUAACCAAGGACAGAAGUGUACACCAGUCCGUAGGUAUUGCUUUUCUUGUUUGAAGGAACCAAGAGGGGCUCUGCCAUUAGUUGGACCCUGGGUCCUGGAGUAAAGUCAGGAGUGCAGGGAUGACUAUAGGUAGAGAUUCCCAUCCCUUGGUGUGGGAGAGCAAGUUGCCUAUAUCCAUGUUCUGUGAGAUGGCUUUCCUCAUAGAUGGAUGGGAAAAUGUCAGGCUCUUUGCUGCUGGUUUGAAUUGGACACACUGCUGCGGCUCCUCCUGCAGGCCUGAGGGGGCUUCCCUCUGCUUGUGGAGUGGUUGGCAUUCCCGGCAGUAUCAACCCUCAGAGGAGCGGGAACUGGGGAAUUCUGGCCCUACGUGCAUUCACAGGCAAUGUUGGGUUUGUGUGUAUGGUGUCAUGAGAUCCUCUACCUCAUAACAAAAGGACAGUGGGUAGACUAAGGCAGUAGCUCAAAGGGCUUUGCAAAAUUUUAAUAUAUUAAAACAAGAGGCAUCUGCUAGAAAACAUUCUAUUGUAUAAAACCCGAGUUCUUAAAAA
Molecule: messenger RNA, 2421 nt
Organism: Pan troglodytes (chimpanzee)
Lineage: Eukaryota; Metazoa; Chordata; Mammalia; Primates; Hominidae
Gene: BRF2
Product: BRF2 RNA polymerase III transcription initiation factor subunit
Exons: 4
Coding region: 557-1816 (419 amino acids)
Biological process (GO): transcription preinitiation complex assembly; DNA-templated transcription initiation
Cellular component (GO): transcription preinitiation complex; nucleus
Molecular function (GO): TBP-class protein binding
Source: RefSeq, a predicted model, not a curated record